AUUUACUUCCACGACGUCGCCGCGGGUAGGAUGAACUUCGACGACAACCGCAAGAUCGGGACGCUGCUCCUAGGCCUAGGCUUCGCUUUCCUGUUCUUGGGGGUGAUGCUCUUCUUCGAUGCCGCGCUGCUCGCCAUCGGCGACGUCCUCUUUCUCUCCGGUCUGGCACUCACCAUCGGCUUGUCGCGGACGAUCAAAUUCUUCACCCGGGUCGAACGUUGGCGCGGUAUCGUGUGCUUCCUAGGCGGGAUCGUCUUGGUCAUGGUGCGCUGGCCGAUGGUCGGCAUGGUCGUGCAGUCAUUUGGCUUCUUGAACCUCUUCGGCUCGUUUUUUCCCGUGGCCGUUGCGUUCUUGCGGCAAACGCCCAUCAUCGGCACCGUCCUGAACCUCCCUGUGAUCGGCGACAUUGUCGACAAGUUGGCUGGGGCGCAGAAACGAGGGUAUCAAGUAUAACAUGCAUUACGUUUCCUUGUCA
This is a messenger RNA of Aphanomyces astaci, 475 nucleotides long. RefSeq lists its product as hypothetical. Gene Ontology annotation, biological process: endoplasmic reticulum to Golgi vesicle-mediated transport; retrograde transport, endosome to Golgi. The transcript has a single exon. The record is from RefSeq and is a predicted model, not a curated record. NCBI's taxonomy places the organism in Eukaryota, Oomycota, Saprolegniomycetes, Saprolegniales, Verrucalvaceae. The coding region runs from base 31 to 453 and encodes 140 amino acids.